AUGAAGCUGAAGAGACAGCGGGUGUCAUCUGUGCUGCCUGAGCAUCAUGAGGUCUUCAACAGGCUGCCUGAGGAUCCUGUCAUUAAAAACUUCCUGGCCUGGGACAAAAACCUGAGGGUCUCUGACAAGUAUCUCCUGAGCAUGGUCAUUGCUUACUCUAGCCGGGCUGGCCUCUUCUCCCUGCAGUACCAGCGGAUCCAUUUCUUCCUAGCUCUCUACCUGGCCAACAACAUGGAAAAGGACAACCAGCCCCCCAAACAAGCCAUCUUUUCAUUCCUCUAUGGGAAGAACCCCUCCCAGCACCCAUUGUUCCACAAGCUAAGAUUUCGAUUCAUCAGAUCCAUGGGCUGGAAGACAAGGGUUUCCCAGGAAGAGUGUGAAGAGAUCCAGGCUUAUGACCUGGAGCACUGGGUGUGA
Molecule: messenger RNA, 417 nt
Organism: Trichechus manatus latirostris (Florida manatee)
Lineage: Eukaryota; Metazoa; Chordata; Mammalia; Sirenia; Trichechidae
Product: speedy protein E4-like
Exons: 1
Coding region: 1-417 (138 amino acids)
Biological process (GO): positive regulation of cyclin-dependent protein serine/threonine kinase activity
Molecular function (GO): protein kinase binding
Source: RefSeq, a predicted model, not a curated record